AGUUGCAUACAUCACUCUGUUCUUUGGCAUGAGUAUAGAUUUGACUAAUGUUAUCCGUUCGGUGGAGUCUCUUGGAAAGAUGUUUAGGUACUCCAUGGGAGAACUUCAAAGUGGAGUUUUGGGGGGGUUGGAGCGUAAAUUGGGUGAGAUAUCUCGUAUUGUUCCUGGGAUCUUGAGGGGGCAGGAACAGAUCAGAUCGGAUAUCAACAGAUUAUGCAAAUAUCUCCAGGAACUGGACGAUGUUCAAGCACAGCGGGAUGAACGUAUUAGGUCCUUGCAGUUGGAUAUCAGACUGAGUUUGCCGGUUGUGGUCCCAGAGUCACUGUUGCACCACAAGUAUCAUCAUCCUCAGAAUCUACCUGCCAGCCACGAGAGUUUGGCAGCUAAGAUUGAUUUUAUUAUACAAUGUGUGCUUGUGCAGAGAGGUACCAAUAUUGACUGGGCCUCCAAGGAGAUUGUGUCUUUAGUGUUGAGAGAAACAGGAAGAAUGGCUGAUGGUCCAAGAAUCGAAAGAAGCACCCCAAGACUUGAGAUGUUGGAAAAGACUCAAGAAAUUGGGGCGAGUGAGCCGGUAACUAGGAUUAUUGUGGAUGGACGUGCAACUAGUGUUGUAGCUGGAAGUACAAGGAGUGCGGUAGCUAGUACUGAGUUCAGUCCCAACGCCCAAUUCAGCCCUCAGGCAUCUAACUCCAGUAGGGACCUCAGCUUGAUCGCAUCAUCGACACCUAAAACUUCCCCUAAGCUUUCUCCAGUCAACUACAACUAUAAGCUUGCCAAAAAGAUCAAACUCCCCGCAAUGGCAGACAUGAAACUUGCCAAAUCGCUAUGUGUAGCCAUGGAGCCACCGCCCUGGCAUUGUACCUUCAACACCCUGAAAAUCUAUUCGGUUGAAGGUCUCGUUAAUUACUGGUUCCUUGAUGAUUUUAUGGUAGAUGAAAAUGCAGAGCCUUGUGUGGCUCGGAAGAACCUUUUGUACGGCUGGAAAUGGAGAAAGAGGUUCGAAACCAGCUAUUUUAGAAAACUGUGCAUCAUUGAUUUUGUUCUUUCCAUCCACCACGGCACAAAGAAAAAUAAUUCAAGAAAGAAUGCACCCCAAUCAAUCACAUGUCUUCGUCUUAGGGAAAGACCCCUUCUUGAAAUUGCCAACUGGAUUGACAAGUGUAAAGAUGCUCGGUGUCGUGGGCUCACUCUGUUCCGAGAAUUUAUUGCCGAAGAUACGGAUGGUUUGAUCAUAGGCUUGAAUACCAUAUUGGAUGAAGCAGGUGUUGUUUAGCGUUUUUAGUAUUUAGUUGAAAUUGAUGAAAAUGAGGGU
Messenger RNA from Yamadazyma tenuis ATCC 10573, 1312 nucleotides. RefSeq lists its product as uncharacterized. The record is from RefSeq and is a predicted model, not a curated record. NCBI's taxonomy places the organism in Eukaryota, Fungi, Ascomycota, Pichiomycetes, Serinales, Debaryomycetaceae.